AUGCAGCUCAAGCUCUCCUCCGUACUGAUCCUGGGCAGCCUGCUACCUUUGCUCCUACAGGCGUCCGUCCUGGCUCCCCGCAGCGACGCCGAGGACACCACCGACGACCUCGGCCCACUGGCCGCCAUCGCCAUCGGCGGGCUUGUGGCCGUAGCUGCCAACGUCGCAUCUGCUUUGAUCCUCGACCUCAUCCACAGCGGCAUCGGCGAGAACAAGAACAUCGGCAACAGAGACCCCUCGUUGGUGCUGGUCGCAGUCAAGGCAUUUGUCCCCGUGACAGGCCAAGAAUCCCUGGGCAUUCUCGGCCACGAUUGGGGCUCCGUUUGGAUUCCCGUACAAACCUCGCUCACUGAAGCCGAAACGUUCGUGGUCUGGUGGUCCAAACACCGCGGCAGCCCUCCCUUGCUCUAUGCCUGUGAUGGGUCCCUCCGACUCCCUUUGGUCAACGCCGUUGUACAGAAGCGACGCAUCCAACCCCCAACCAAACCAAGCACUACCCCUCGCGUCUGCAAACUCAAGCCGCACCCCCACGCCAGCCCCAAAGUCUGCCGAUUCACCGAUUCAUCAACACGGCGCGCGAAAUUCGAAUUGCAGCCUCUCAAACCGACGUUGCUACUGACGUAUGGAAGACCGCCGUACCAAAGACGCGCUGAGAAACAAAACGACUCCAUCGAGCAACUGCUUACAAGAUCCACCAUACGCGUUAAAUAA
Pleurotus ostreatus (oyster mushroom) is the source of this 711-nucleotide messenger RNA. RefSeq lists its product as uncharacterized. The transcript has 5 exons. Bases 1 to 711 code for a protein of 236 amino acids. The record is from RefSeq and is a predicted model, not a curated record. Lineage: Eukaryota; Fungi; Basidiomycota; Agaricomycetes; Agaricales; Pleurotaceae.